Wasmannia auropunctata (little fire ant) is the source of this 871-nucleotide messenger RNA. Its product is annotated as neuropeptide-like protein 32. The coding region runs from base 205 to 600 and encodes 131 amino acids. The transcript has 3 exons. The record is from RefSeq and is a predicted model, not a curated record. NCBI's taxonomy places the organism in Eukaryota, Metazoa, Arthropoda, Insecta, Hymenoptera, Formicidae.
AAAUUUUAUACGAUUUCUCGCUUUUGACGUCAUAUGGAAUACGGUUGGAGUGAGGGAACAGGAGUCUAUACCGAUCGAAGGCGUCAAAUGUAUUCAUAACUUAACAAGAUGUAAUAUUUUACAAUUAUGUGAUGCAAUAAUUCCCUACUGCGAGCAACAGUAUGCGUACACGCACAACACAAGGAGUUUUUGGAAAAAUGCACCAUGCACACUAGACAGGUUUGUCUGCAGCAUGCGUAUAAAUACGCUGUUAGAUUUAGACAGAGCAUUCAAUCCGUUCCUCGUGUUUCAACGGGAAAUAGAAAAACAGACAUCAUGUUCAAAAUCUUGGUAGUCUUCGGCCUGUUGGCCAUCGUAAACGUAUACGCCGGCUUGCUCGCUCCGGCGAUUGCUGUCAAACCAGCUGCGGUUGCUGUCGCUGUUCCCGUCAAAUCGUGGGGUAAUGCUGGAUGGGCCGGUAAUGCUGGAUGGGCUGGUAACGCCGGAUGGGGUAACGCCGGAUGGGGUAACGCCGGAUGGGGUAACGCCGGCGGAUGGGGUAACGCCGGCGGAUGGGGCAAUGGCGCGUGGAACAAUGGCGCGUGGGGACUUAAGGGCUAGAUCCUUUAUUUAAUAAGAUAUAAGAAACCUGCCGCUACCCCUAUCAACAACUACACAUCGCAGAAUGUACCUUACCCUUUAUAUCGGAUACAUAUACAAUUCGCUGAUGCAUUUCGCAGAUCUCCCUAAAGUCAGUAUGUACAAAAUUCUUUUCUUUUUCUAUUAGAAUGUUUUUCCCCCGUCCCACUUGAAAUUGUUGAUAAAUUAUUGAUAAGCGCCGCGAUAAAAAAAACAAGAAAUAGUAAUAAAAUAAUUUCAUAUAUAAAAAAAA